AACAAAGCUCCGGCGCCAAGCAACCUCAGCCGGUACCUUUCGUCGCCACGAAGACUGACAGAGACCCUCUCUUAUUUUAUUUUUUUCAGUUUCUAAAAAUUAUAUUAGCUGGAUAGUCUUGCGCUUACCUCACAAAACAAAAAGAAAUUGAAGCUGGAGAGUCAACAAUAAAAUAGAGAGGGAGAGAAACAAGAAGGACGAAUCGGGGCUGUUUCCGUUUUCUUGUUUGAUCUGUUUUCGCUAUUAACAGUUUCUUUGCUAAAUAGAAAGAAACCGAGAGAGAGUAGAGGAGGGAUCUAUAUUCAUAGAGAGCAGCAGAUCAAAGCGAAGCCUAAAACAGAGAAUUCAGUAUAUUUUUGCGCCGACGAUAUGGUGGGAAUUUUUUCCAGACUCUCCGUCGGACGAGCUUCUCACAGACGAACUCAAAGCGCCCUUCAGGAUGAUAGGGAAGCUUUGCCCCCUAGUACAGAACUGGCCGGCUCGGAGGCUGUGGCUUCCGCUGCUGCUCCCCAUGGGAUUCAGGUGACGGUUGAGUUUAAGCCAGUCGAACACCCGAUUGAGCCUCUCGACAAUGAUCAGCCUAUUCAGUGUCCAGUACCUGAACCUUCAAUUCUUAAUGAUGGGCGAAUAUGGAAAGAGAGGGUAUCUGCAACCGUGAGAAGACGAAACGACUUGCCAGUCAUGAGAGAAGAUGGUGGUGGUACCCCUGAACCGGAAUCUGCAGGCUCUCGUCGACCCCCUCCCAUGCGCUCGUCAAAUCGGUUGAUUCUACCAUCGGUCAGUGCCCCUGAACAUAAUCUACUCAAGCUGCUGGAAGAAUGUAAUGCUUCUGGAAUCUAGAAACCCGGACUUGGCGGUUGCCCUACAGAUUAACCGUCGAUCUCUGCUCGCCAUUGUAUAUUUAUUACAGUAAAUAGUGUAAAAAUUGAACCUUUUGCUGAUUGUAAAAUCUGUCACAAAAGUUCAGCUCUCUGUUGUGCUGACAAUUGUUGCCAGCAUUUUGGGUGAUCAGACAGUUACAAUAUUGAGGUAUUUCUGCAAUUGACAUGCACUUGUUUCAGUGCAUGCUAUCAUAUGAUUAUCAAGCUAUCAAAUGAC
This is a messenger RNA of Linum tenue, 1098 nucleotides long. Lineage: Eukaryota; Viridiplantae; Streptophyta; Magnoliopsida; Malpighiales; Linaceae. The record is from the annotation of a GenBank genome assembly.